CCAUCUGGAGAGCCUCGACGUUCCGCCCGAGCCCGGCGCGGGCGGCCGGGGCGCUGGCCGGGCCCUAGGACUCAGAGGCCGCCCGGCGACGCGGAUGCGGAGCCUGCUCACCGAAGAUCAAAGCCACCGGUGCUCUCUUUGUGUCCGCUCGGGAUUCACCGCCCUGGGGCUGUCCAUGGAAACCUAAACUGCUGGAACCUGAGGCAGAGAACCUCCCUUUGGCUUCUUGCUUUUUUUCGUGUGGGGGGAGGGUGGCCACUCCGACCUGGAUUUACCGUUCUUGGCCCCCCUAAGCCCCCCCGUGCGGGGGGCGGCUGUGAUCGCUCUGGCGGUUGGAGGUCGGGGAGCGGCCCGGGCUCUGGCCAUGUUCUCGGAUGAGGAUUUCUGGAUCGCCCUGUGAAGAGGUCUCCCCGAGAGGGCCCUGCCCAGUCGGAGAGAGGGAUGGACAGCCAGAAGCAGCCUGGUGAGGAUAAAGAUUCAGAACCGGCAGCCGAUGGACCUACGGCCUCUGAGGAUCCAGGAGCUCCUGAGCCAGACCUUCCCAAUCCACAUGUGGGGGAGGUCUCUGACCCCAGUUCUGGGAGUACCAGGCUUCAGGAGCCUCCCCGGGACUGCAGUGGGGCUCCAGUGCGGCGUUGUGCUCUCUGUAACUGCGGGGAGCCCAGUUUGCACGGGCAACGGGAACUACGGCGCUUUGAGUUGCCAUUUGAUUGGCCUCAGUCUCCAGUGGUGGCCCCUGGCGGGAAUGCAGGGGCCAAUGAGGCAGUGCUGCCCAGUGAGGACCUGUCACAAAUUGGUUUCCCUGAGGGCCUUACACCUGCCCACCUAGGAGAACCUGGAGGGUCCUGCUGGGCACACUAUUGGUGUGCUGCAUGGUCAGCAGGUGUGUGGGGACAGGAUGGCCCAGAACUAUUUGGUGUGGACAAGGCCAUCUUCUCAGGGAUCUCACAGCGCUGCUCCCACUGCACCAGGCUCGGUGCCUCCAUCCCUUGCCGCUCACCCGGAUGUCCACGGCUUUACCAUUUCCCCUGCGCGACUGCCAGCGGUUCCUUCUUAUCCAUGAAAACACUGCAGCUGCUAUGCCCGGAGCACAGUGAGGGAGCUGCACAUCUGGAGGAGGCUCGCUGUGCAGUAUGUGAGGGGCCAGGGGAGUUGCAUGAUUUAUUCUUCUGUACCAGCUGUGGGCAUCACUAUCAUGGGGCCUGCUUGGACACUGCUCUGACUGCCCGCAAGCGUGCUGGCUGGCAGUGCCCUGAAUGCAAAGUGUGCCAAGCCUGCAGGAAACCUGGGAAUGACUCUAAGAUGUUGGUCUGUGAGACAUGUGACAAAGGGUAUCAUACCUUCUGCUUAAAACCACCCAUGGAGGAACUGCCUGCUCACUCCUGGAAGUGUAAGGCAUGCCGGGUAUGCCGGGCCUGUGGGGCAGGCUCAUCAGAGCUGAAUCCCAACUCUGAGUGGUUUGAGAACUACUCGCUCUGUCACCGCUGCCACAAAGCCCAGGAAGGUCAGCCUGUCAGUUCUGUUGCUGAGCAUCCCUCUGUGUGUAGCAAAUUUUCACCCCCAGAGCCUGGCGAUAUCCCCACUGAUGGGCCUGAUGGUCUGUACGUUGCAUGCCAAGGGCAGCCAAAGGGUGGGCACGUGACCUCUAUGCAACCCAAGGAACUGGGGCCCCUGCAAUGUGAAGCCAAACCACUAGGGAGAGCAGGGGCCCAAGCUGAGCCCCAGUCGGAGGCCCCACUAAAUGAGGAAAUGCCACUGCUACCCCUACCUGAGGAGUCGCCCCUGUCCCCACCACCUGAGGAGUCACCCACAUCCCCACCACCCGAGGCCUCACGCCUGUCCCCGCCACCUGAGGAGUCACCUGCAUCCCCACCGCCUGAGGAAUCAUGCUUGUCCCCGAUGCCUGAAGAGUCACCCCUCUCUCCACCACCUGAGGCGUCUCCUCUGUCUCCCCCACCCGAAUCAUCACCUUUUUCUCCACUGGAGGAGUCGUCCUUCUCUCCACCGGAAGGGUUGCCUGCAUCUCCUGCACUUGAGACGCCCCUGUCCCCACCACCAGAGGCAUCACCCCUGUCUCCACCAUUUGAAGAGUCUCCCCUGUCUCCUCCUCCUGAGGAAUUGCCCACUUCUCCACCACCUGAAGCAUCUCGCGUGUCCCCGCCACCUGAAGAGUCGCCCAUGUCCCCUCCACCUGAAGAGUCGCCCAUGUCUCCACCACCUGAGGCGUCUCGUCUGUUCCCACCAUUUGAAGAGUCUCCUCUGUCCCCUCCACCUGAGGACUCUCCCUUGUCCCCACCUCCUGAGGCCUCACGCCUGUCCCCACCCCCUGAAGACUCACCCAUGUCCCCACUGCCCGAAGACUCGCCUACGUCCCCCCCACCUGAGGUGUCACGUCUGCCUCCACCCCCUGAGGAAUCUCCUCUGUCUCCACCCCCUGAGGAAUCUCCCACAUCACCUCCACCUGAAGCUUCGCGCCUGUCCCCACCACCUGAGGACUCCCCCACAUCCGCACCAUCUGAAGACUCACGUGCUUCACCACCACCAGAGGACUCGCUCAUGUCCCUACCGCUGGAGGAGUCACCCCUGUCACCACUGCCUGAAGAGCUGAGACUCUGCCCCCAGCCUGAGGAGCCACGCCUGUCCCCCCAGCCUGAGGAGCCUCAACUCUGCCCCCAGCCUGAGGAGCUGCACCUGUCUUCGGGGCCUGAGGAGCCAUGCCUGUCCUCUGCGCUUGAGAAGCCAAGUCUGUCCUCUCAGCCUGAGGAGCCACGCCUGUCCCCUGUGCCUGAGGAACCACACUUGUCCCCCCAGCCUGAGGAACUUCACUUGUCCCCUCAACCUGAGGAAUUACACCUGUCCCCUCAGGCUAAAGAGCCCCACUUGUCCCCCAUGCCUGAGGAACCAUGCCUGUUCCCCCGGCCUGAGUUACCGUGUGGGUCCCUUCAGCCUGAAGAGCCUCCUGAGGCGCCAGGCCAGUGCCCUCCAUCUGAGGAGUUGCCCUUGUUCCCCCAACCUGGGGAGCCACCCUUAUCCCCUUUGCUUGGAGAGCCGGCCCUGUCUGAGCCUGGGGAACCACCUCUAUCUCCUCUACCUGAGGAGCUGCCGUUGUCUCCAUCAGGAGAGCCGUCCUUGUCACCUCAGCUGAUGCCACCAGAUCCUCUUCCUCCUCCACUCUCACCCAUUAUCCCAGCCGCGGCCCCGCCAUCUCUGUCUCCUCUGGGGGAGUUAGAGUACCCCUUUGGUGCCAAAGGGGACAGUGACCCUGAGUCGCCACUGGCUGCCCCCAUCCUAGAGACACCCAUCAGCCCUCCUCCAGAAGCUAACUGCACUGACCCUGAGCCUGUGCCCCCGAUGAUCCUUCCCCCAUCUCCGGGUUCCUCGGUGGAACUUGCUUCUCCCAUCUUGAUGGAGCCCCUCCCCCCACAGUGUUCUCCGCUCCUUCAGCAUUCCUUACCUCCCCCAAGCGCCUCUCCUUCCCAGUGUUCCCCUCCUGCUCUGCCACUGUCUGUUCCCUCCCCAUUGAGUCCCAUGGGGAAGGCAGUGGAGGUCUCAGACGAGGCUGAGCCACAUGAGAUGGAGACUGAGAAAGGCCCAGAACCUGAAUGCCCAGCCUUGGAACCCAGUGCCACCAGCCCUCUCCCCUCCCCUAUGGGGGAUCUGUCUUGUCCUGCCCCCAGCCCUGCCCCAGCCCUGGACGACUUCUCUGGCUUGGAGGAAGACAUAGCCCCUCUCGAUGGGACUGAUGCUCCUGGUUCACAGCCAGAGGCUGGACAGACCCCUGGCAGCUUGGCUAGUGAAUUUAAAGGUUCCCCUGUGCUCCUUGACCCAGAGGAGCUGGCUCCUGUGACCCCUAUGGAGGUCUAUGGCCCAGAAUGCAAGCAGGCAGAGCAGGGAUCACCCUGUGAAGAGCAGGAGGAGCCCCGAGCACCAGUGGCCCCCAUACCACCCACUCUCAUCAAAUCCGACAUUGUAAAUGAGAUCUCUAAUCUGAGCCAGGGUGAUGCCAGUGCCAGUUUUCCUUGUUCAGAGCCCCUGCUGGGCUCUCCUGACCCCGAGGGGGGCGGCUCUCUGUCCAUGGAGCUGGGGGUAUCUACAGAUGUUAGUCCAGUCCGAGAUGAGGGCUCCCUGCGGCUCUGUACCGACUCACUGCCGGAGACUGAUGACUCACUGUUGUGUGAUGCUGGGACAGCUAUCAGUGGAGGCAAAGCUGAGGGGGACAAGGGGCGGCGGCGCAGCUCCCCAGCCCGUUCCCGAAUCAAACAGGGUCGUAGCAGUAGUUUCCCGGGAAGACGCCGGCCUCGUGGAGGAGCACAUGGAGGACGUGGGAGGGGACGGGCCCGGCUAAAAUCAACCACUUCUUCCAUUGAGACUCUGGUAGUGGCUGAUAUUGAUAGCUCUCCCAGUAAGGAAGAGGAAGAAGACGAUGACGACACCAUGCAAAAUACUGUGGUUCUCUUCUCCAACACAGACAAAUUUGUUCUAAUGCAGGACAUGUGUGUGGUAUGUGGCAGCUUUGGCCGGGGAGCAGAGGGCCAUCUCCUGGCUUGUUCACAGUGCUCUCAGUGCUAUCACCCUUACUGUGUUAACAGCAAGAUCACCAAGGUGAUGCUGCUGAAGGGCUGGCGUUGUGUGGAAUGUAUCGUGUGUGAGGUGUGCGGCCAGGCCUCCGACCCUUCACGCCUGCUGCUCUGUGAUGACUGUGACAUUAGCUACCACACAUACUGCCUGGACCCCCCACUACUCACCGUGCCUAAGGGCGGCUGGAAGUGCAAGUGGUGUGUGUCUUGUAUGCAGUGUGGGGCUGCCUCCCCUGGCUUCCACUGUGAGUGGCAGAAUAGUUACACCCACUGUGGGCCCUGUGCUAGCCUGGUGACUUGUCCUAUCUGUCACUCUCCAUAUGUGGAAGAGGACUUGCUGAUCCAGUGCCGCCACUGUGAACGGUGGAUGCAUGCUGGCUGUGAGAGCCUCUUCACCGAGGAUGAUGUGGAACAGGCGGCCGAUGAGGGCUUUGACUGUGUUUCCUGCCAGCCCUAUGUGGUAAAGCCUGUGGCACCAGUUGCCCCUCCAGAAUUGGUGCCCAUGAAGAUGAAAGAGCCAGAGCCCCAGUACUUUCGCUUUGAGGGAGUAUGGCUGACAGAAACUGGCAUGGCUGUGCUGCGUCACCUGACCAUGUCACCACUGCACAAGCGGCGUCAGCGGCGAGGACGGUUGGGCCUCCCAGGCGAGGCAGGACUGGAGGGAUCUGAGCCCUCAGAUGCCCUUGGCCCUGAUGACAAGAAGGAUGCAGACCUGGACACUGAGGAGCUGCUCAAGGGUGAAGGUGGAGUGGAGCACAUGGAGUGUGAGAUUAAACUGGAGGGCCCUGCUAGCCCUGAUGUGGAACCUGGCAAAGAAGAGACCGAAGAAAGCAAAAAACGCAAGCGCAAGCCUUAUCGGCCUGGUAUUGGUGGUUUCAUGGUGCGACAGCGGAAAUCCCAUACACGUGUGAAAAAGGGGCCUGCUGCACAGGCGGAGGUGUUGAGUGGGGAUGGGCAGCCCGACGAGGGUGAGACGGUGAUGCCUACUGAUCUGCCUGCAGAGGGCUCCAUGGAACAGGGCCUCGCUGAUGGGGAUGAGAAAAAGAAGCAACAGCGGCGGGGGCGCAAGAAGAGCAAACUAGAGGACAUGUUCCCUGCUUACCUGCAGGAAGCCUUCUUCGGGAAGGAGCUGCUGGAUCUGAGCCGGAAAGCCCUUUUUGGAGUUGGGAUGGGCCGACCGAGCUUUGGACUAGGAACCCCAAAAACCCGGGGAGAUGGAGGCUCAGAAAGGAAGGAGCUCCCCUUCUCGCAGAAGGGAGAUGAUGGUCCAGAUGUUGCAGAUGAAGAAUCCCGUGGCCUGGAGGGGAUGGCUGAUACACCAGGACCUGAGGAUGGGGGUGUAAAGGCAUCCCCAGUGCCCAGUGACCCUGAGAAGCCAGGCACCCCAGGUGAAGGGAUGCUUAGCUCUGACUUAGAUAGGAUUCCCACAGAAGAACUACCCAAAAUGGAGUCCAAGGACCUGCAACAGCUCUUCAAGGAUGUCCUGGGUUCUGAACGAGAGCAGCAUCUGGGCUGUGGAACCCCUGGCCUAGAAGGCAACCGUACACCGCUGCAGAGGCCCUUUCUCCAAGGUGGACUCCCUUUGGGCAAUCUCCCUUCCAACAGCCCAAUGGACUCCUACCCAGGCCUCUGCCAGUCUCCAUUCCUAGAUUCUAGGGAGCGCGGGGGCUUCUUUAGCCCAGAACCCGGUGAGCCAGACAGUCCCUGGACAGGCUCGGGGGGCACCACGCCCUCCACCCCCACCACCCCCACCACGGAGGGUGAGGGCGACGGGCUCUCCUAUAACCAGCGGAGCCUGCAGCGCUGGGAGAAGGACGAGGAGUUGGGUCAGCUCUCUACCAUCUCACCUGUGCUCUAUGCCAACAUUAACUUUCCUAAUCUCAAGCAAGAUUACCCAGACUGGUCUAGCCGUUGCAAACAAAUCAUGAAGCUCUGGAGAAAGGUUCCAGCUGCUGACAAAGCCCCCUACCUGCAAAAGGCCAAAGAUAACCGGGCAGCUCACCGCAUCAACAAGGUGCAGAAGCAGGCUGAGAGUCAGAUCAACAAGCAGACCAAGGUGGGCGACAUAGCCCGUAAGACUGAUCGACCAGCCCUCCAUCUCCGCAUUCCCCCCCAGCCAGGGGCACUGGGCAGUCCGCUCCCUGCUGCGGCCCCCACCAUUUUCAUUGGCAGUCCCACCACCCCCGCCGGCUUGUCUACCUCUGCGGAUGGGUUCCUGAAGCCGCCAGCGGGCACAGUGCCCGGCCCCGACUCCCCCGGUGAGCUCUUCCUCAAGCUCCCACCCCAGGUGCCCGCCCAAGUGCCUUCGCAGGACCCCUUUGGACUGGCCCCAGCCUACGCCCAGGAGCCCCGCUUCCCUGCGGCACCACCCACCUACCCUCCCUAUCCCAGUCCAACUGGGGCCCCUGUGCAGCCCCCUAUGCUGGGUGCCUCAUCUCGUCCUGGAACUGGCCAGCCGGGGGAAUUUCACACCACUCCUCCUGGCACCCCCCGACACCAGCCCUCCACGCCUGACCCCUUCCUCAAGCCUCGCUGCCCCUCCCUGGACAAUCUGGCUGUGCCUGAGAGCCCAGGGGUGGCGGGAGGCAAGGCUUCCGAGCCCCUGCUCUCACCACCAGCUUUCGGGGAGACCCGGAAGGCCUUGGAGGUGAAAAAGGAAGAGCUUGGGGCAUCCUCUCCCAGCUAUGGGCCCUCAAACCUAGGUUUUGUGGACUCACCCUCCUCAGGCCCCCACCUGGGUGGCCUGGAGUUAAAGGCACCUGAUGUCUUCAAAGCUCCUUUGACCCCUCGGGCAUCUCAGGUAGAGCCCCAGAGCCCAGGCCUGGGUCUUCGGCCCCAGGAACCACCCCCUGCCCAGGCUUUGGCCCCCUCUCCUCCCAGCCACCCAGACAUCUUUCGUCCAGGUCCUUACCCUGACCCCUAUGCCCAGCCCCCACUGACCCCUCGACCCCAGCCCCCACCCCCUGAGAGCUGCUGUGCCCUGCCGCCUCGCUCACUGCCCUCUGACCCUUUCUCCCGAGUUCCAGCCAGUCCUCAGUCCCAGUCCAGCUCCCAGUCCCCACUCACCCCCCGUCCUCUGUCUACUGAGGCUUUCUGCCCAUCCCCUGUUACUCCUCGCUUCCAGUCCCCAGACCCCUAUUCUCGCCCACCCUCACGCCCUCAGUCCCGAGACCCAUUUGCUCCAUUGCAUAAGCCACCCCGACCCCAGCCCCCUGAAGUUGCCUUUAAGGCUGGGCCUCUAGCCCACACUCCACUGGGGGCUGGGGGCUUCCCAGCAGCCCUGCCCUCGGGGCCAGUGGGUGAGCUCCAUGCCAAGGUCCCAAGUGGACAGCCCCCCAAUUUUGCCCGCUCCCCUGGGACAGGUGCAUUUGUGGGCACCCCCUCUCCCAUGCGUUUUACUUUCCCCCAGGGUGUAGGGGAACCUUCCCUAAAGCCCCCUGUCCCUCAGCCUGGUCUCCCUCCACCCCAUGGGAUCAACAGCCAUUUUGGGCCCAGCCCCACCUUGGGCAAGCCUCAAAGCACAAACUACUCAGCUGCUGGGAACUUCCACCCAUCGGGCAGCCCCCUGGGGCCCAGCAGCGGAUCCACAGGGGAGGGCUACGGGCUGUCCCCACUACGCCCCACAUCAGUUCUGCCACCACCUGCACCCGAUGGAUCCCUUCCCUUCCUGUCCCAUGGAGCCUCACAACGGGCAAGCAUCACUUCUCCGGUUGAAAAGCGAGAAGAUCCAGGGGCUGCAAUGAGUAGCUCGUUGGCGGCACCUGAACUCCCAGGUACCCAGGACCCAGGCAUGUCCAGCCUCAGUCAGACAGAACUGGAGAAGCAACGUCAGCGCCAGCGACUCCGGGAGCUACUGAUUCGGCAGCAGAUCCAGCGCAACACCCUUCGGCAGGAGAAGGAGACAGCUGCGGCCGCUGCAGGUGCCCUGGGGCACCCGGGCAGCUGGGGGGCAGAGCCCAGCAGCCCUGCCUUUGAGCAGCUGAGUAGAGGCCAGACUCCUUUCACUGGGACGCAGGACAAGAGCAGCCUAGUGGGGUUACCCCCAAGCAAGCUAGGUGGCCCCAUCUUGGGACCGGGCCCCUUCCCUAGUGAUGACCGACUUGCCCGGCCACCUCCACCAGCCACGCCUUCCUCUAUGGAUGUGAAUAGCCGGCAACUGGUAGGAGGCUCCCAGGCCUUCUAUCAGCGAGUGCCCUAUCCUGGAUCCCUGCCCUUACAGCAGCAGCAACAGCAGCAACUAUGGCAGCAGCAACAGCAGCAGCAACAGCAGCAGGCAACAGCAGCAACCUCCAUGCGACUCACCAUGUCUGCUCGCUUUCCUUCAACUGCUGGACCUGAACUUGGCCGCCAAGCACUAGGCUCCCCUUUGGCAGGAAUUCCCACCCGCCUGCCAGGCCCUGCUGAGCCAGUGCCUGGCCCAUCUGGUCCUGCCCAGUUCAUUGAGUUGCGGCACAAUGUUCAGAAAGGACUAGGACCUGGGGGGCCUCUGUUUCCUGGUCAGGGGCCCCCUCAGAGGGCCCGUUUUUUCCCUAUAAGCGAGGAUGCCCACCGGCUAGCUCCUGAAGGCCUUCGGGGCCUGGCAGUAUCAGGCCUUCCCCCACAGAAACCCCCAGCCCCGCCUGCUCCUGAAUUGAACAACAGCCUCCAUCCAACAUCCCACACCAAGGCUCCUACACUGACAGCUGGCUUAGAUCUGGUCACCCGGCCCCCCUCCAGCACUGAGCUUGGCCGCCCCCCUGCCCUGGCCCUGGAAGCUGGGAAGUUACCCUGUGAGGAUCCUGAGCUGGAUGAUGAUUUUGACGCCCACAAGGCCCUAGAGGAUGAUGAAGAGCUUGCUCACCUAGGUCUGGGUGUGGAUGUGGCCAAGGGUGAUGAUGAGCUGGGCACCCUGGAAAACCUGGAGACCAAUGACCCCCACCUAGAUGACCUGCUCAAUGGAGAUGAGUUUGACCUACUGGCGUACACUGACCCUGAGCUGGACACUGGGGACAAGAAGGACAUCUUCAAUGAGCACCUAAGGCUGGUGGAGUCAGCAAAUGAGAAGGCUGAGCGGGAGGCCCUGCUUCGGGGGGUGGAACCAGGACCGUUGGGCCCUGAGGAGCGCCCUCCCCCUGCCACUGAUGCCUCUGAGCCUCGCCUGGCAUCUGUUCUCCCUGAGGUGAAGCCCAAGGUGGAGGAGGGUGGGCGCCACCCUUCCCCCUGCCAAUUCACCAUUACCACCCCCAAGGUAGAGCCAGGACCUGUGGCUACUUCCCUUGGCCUGGGGCUAAAACCAGGACAGAACGUGCUGGGCAGCCGGGACACCCGGAUGGGCACAGGGCCAUUUUCUGGUAGUGGGCACACAGCUGAGAAGGGGCCUUUUGGGGCCACAGGAGGACCACCAGCUCACCUGCUAACCCCCAGCCCACUGAGUGGCACAGGAGGAUCUUCCCUGCUAGAGAAGUUUGAGCUAGAGAGUGGAGCCUUGACCUUGCCUAGUGGACAUGGAGCAUCUGGGGAUGAGCUCGACAAGAUGGAGAGCUCGCUAGUAGCCAGUGAGUUGCCCCUGCUUAUUGAGGACCUGUUGGAACAUGAGAAGAAGGAGCUACAGAAGAAACAGCAGCUUUCAGCCCAGCUCCAGCCUGCCCAACAGCAGCAACAGCAGCAGCCGCAGCCCCAGCAGCAACAGCAACAGCAACAUUCCUUACUGUCCGCAGCAGGCCCUGCCCAGGCAAUCCCUUUACCACAUGAGGGCUCUUCUCCCAGUUUGGCUGGGCCCCAACAGCAACUUGCCCUGGGUCUUGGAGGUGCCCGACAGCCAGGUUUGGGCCAACCACUGAUGUCCACCCAGCCACCAGCUCAUGCCCUCCAGCAGCGCCUGGCCCCAACCAUGGCCAUGGUGUCCAACCAAGGGCAUAUGCUAAGUGGGCAACAUGGGGGGCAGGCAGGCUUGGUGCCCCAGCAAAGCCCACAGCCAGUACUAGCACAGAAACCCAUGGGCACCAUGCCACCUUCUAUGUGCAUGAAGCCCCAGCAGCUAGCAAUGCAGCAGCAGCUGGCCAACAGCUUCUUCCCAGAUACAGACCUGGACAAAUUUGCUGCAGAAGAUAUCAUUGAUCCCAUUGCAAAGGCCAAGAUGGUGGCUUUGAAAGGCAUCAAGAAAGUGAUGGCUCAGGGGAGCAUUGGGGUAGCACCUGGUAUGAACAGGCAGCAAGUGUCACUGCUAGCCCAGAGGCUGUCUGGGGGAUCUGGGGGUGAUUUGCAGAACCAUGUCGCACCUGGGAGUGGCCAGGAGCGGAAUGCCAGUGACCCUGCCCAGCCUCGCCCCAACCCACCCACUUUUGCCCAGGGAGUUAUCAAUGAGGCAGACCAACGGCAAUAUGAGGAGUGGCUAUUUCACACUCAGCAGCUCCUGCAGAUGCAAUUGAAGGUGCUAGAGGAGCAGAUUGGUGUGCAUCGCAAGUCUCGGAAGGCUCUGUGUGCCAAGCAGCGCACUGCCAAAAAGGCAGGUCGUGAGUUCCCAGAAGCUGAUGCCGAGAAGCUCAAGCUGGUUACAGAGCAGCAGAGCAAGAUCCAGAAACAGUUGGAUCAGGUUCGGAAACAGCAGAAGGAGCACACUAAUCUCAUGGCAGAAUAUCGAAACAAGCAGCAGCAACAGCAGCAACAGCAGCAACAGCAGCAGCAACAACACUCCGCUGUGCUGGCCCUCAGCCCUUCUCAGAGUCCCCGGCUACUCACCAAGCUCCCCGGGCAGCUGCUCCCUGGCCAUGGGCUGCAGCCACCACAGGGUCCCCCGGGUGGGCAAACUGGAGGUCUUCGCCUGCCUCUUGGGGGUAUGGCACUACCUGGACAGCCUGGUGGGCCUUUUCUUAACACAGCCCUGGCCCAGCAGCAGCAACAGCAGCAUUCUGGUGGGGCUGGAUCCUUAGCUGGCCCCUCAGGGGGCUUUUUCCCUGGCAACCUUGCUCUCCGAAGCCUUGGACCUGACUCGAGGCUUUUACAGGAAAGGCAGCUGCAGCUGCAGCAGCAACGCAUGCAGCUGGCCCAGAAACUGCAGCAGCAACAGCAGCAACAGCAGCAGCAGCAACAGCAACAGCAGCAGCAUCUUCUAGGACAGGUGGCAGUCCAACAGCAACAGCAGCAGGGUCCCAGUUUACAGGCAAACCAGGCUCUGGGUCCCAAACCCCAGGGGCUUCUGCCUCCCAACAGUCACCAGGGCCUUCUGGUCCAGCAGUUGUCCCCUCAGCCACCCCAGGGACCCCAGGGCAUGCUGGGUCCUACCCAGGUGGCAGUGUUGCAGCAGCAGCACUCUGGAGCUCUGGGCUCCCAGGGCCCUCACAGACAGGUGCUUAUGACCCAGUCCCGGGUGCUGAGUUCCCCCCAGCUGGCACAGCAGGGUCAUGGCCUUAUGGGACAUCGACUGGUCACAGCCCAGCAACAACAGCAGCCACAACAGCACCAACAGCAGGGACCCAUGGCAGGGCUUUCCCAUCUUCAGCAGGGCCUGAUGUCACACAGUGGGCAGCCCAAACUGAAUGCUCAGACCCUGGGCUCGUUACAGCAGCAACAGCUCCAGCAGCAGCAACUUCAACAGCAGCAACAGCAGCUACAACAGCAGCAGCAGCAGCUACAACAGCAACAGCAGCAGCUUCAGCAGCAACCCCAGCAGCUUCAGCAACAGCAGCAGCUUCAGCAACAGCAGCACCUGCAACAACAGCAGCAGCUACAGCAGCAGCUUCUGCAGCAGCAGCAGCAACAGCAACAGCAGCAACAACAGCAGCAGCAGCAGCAGCAGCAACAGCAACAGCAACAGCAACAGCAGAUGUGCCUCUUGAAUCAGAGUCGAACUUUGUUAUCUCCUCAGCAGCAACAGCAACAGCAGGUGACACUUGGCCCUGGCAUGCCAGCCAAGCCUCUUCAACACUUUUCUAGCCCCGGAGCCCUGGGCCCAACCCUCCUUCUGACGGGCAAGGAACAAAACACUGUAGAGACGGCUCUUCCUUCAGAGGUCACUGAGGGGCCCUCAGCACAUCAGGGAGGGCCAUUAACAGUAGGUCCUGCAUCUGAGUCAGUGGCUACGGAACCAGGGGAGGUAAAGCCCUCCCUCUCUGGGGACUCACAACUUCUGCUUGUCCAACCCCAGGCCCAGCCUCAGUCCAACUCUUUGCAGCUGCAGCCACCUUUGAGGCUCCCAGGACAACCACAGCAGCAAGUUAACUUACUCCACUCAGCAGGUGUAGGAAACCAUGGGCAAAUAGGCAGUGGAUCAUCUUCUGAGGCCUCAUCUAUGCCCCACCUGCUGGCCCAACCCCCUGUUUCCUUAGGGGAGCAGCCUGGGCCCAUGACCCAGAAUGUUCUGGGCCCCCAACAGCCCCUUGGGCUAGAGCGGCCUAUGCAGAAUAAUGCAGGGGCACAGCCUCCCAAACCAGGACCUGUCCCCCAGUCUGGGCAGGGUCUACCUGGGGUUGGAGUCACGCCUACAGUGGGUCAGCUUCGAGCACAGCUCCAAGGAGUCCUGGCCAAAAACCCACAGCUGCGGCACUUGAGCCCUCAGCAGCAGCAGCAGCUACAGGCCCUCCUCUUGCAGCGGCAGCUGCAGCAGAGUCAGGCAGUACGCCAGACUCCACCCUACCAGGAGCCUGGAACCCAACCCACUCCCCUCCAGGGCCUCCUGGGCUGCCAACCUCAACCUGGGGGCUUCACUGGAUCUCAGACAGGCCCUCUUCAGGAGCUGGGGGCAGGACCUCGACCUCAGGGCCCACUCCGGCUCUCUGCCCCACAAGGAGCCUUAUCCACAGGACCAGGCGUUGGCCCUGUCCAUCCCACACCUCCAUCACCCAGUCCCCAAGAGCCAAAGAGACCUUCUUCACAAUUACCUUCCCCCAGUGCCCAGCUCACCCACACCCAUCCAGACACCCCAAAGCCCCAGGGGCCAACCUUGGAGCUGCCUCCUGGGAGGGUCUCACCUGCUGCUGCCCAGCUUUCGGAUACCUUCUUUGGCAAGGGGCUGGGACCUUGGGACCCCCCAGACAACCUAGCAGAAGCCCAGAAGCCAGAGCAGUGCAGCCUGGUGCCUGGGCAUCUGGAGCAGGUGAAUGGACAGGUGGUACCUGAGCCACCCCAACUCAGCAUCAAGCAGGAGCCUCGGGAAGAGCCAUGUGCCCUGGGAGCCCAGGCGGUGAAGAGGGAGGCCAAUGGGGAACCAGUAGGGGCAUCAGGUACCAGCAACCACCUCCUGCUGGCAGGCCCCCGCUCAGAGGCUGGGCAUCUGCUCUUGCAGAAGCUUCUACGCGCAAAGAAUGUGCAACUCAGCGCUGGGCGGGGGCCUGAGGGGCUUCGAGCUGAGAUCAACGGGCACAUUGACAGCAAGCUGGCCGGGCUGGAGCAGAAACUACAGGGUACCCCCAACAACAAGGAGGAUGCAGCAGCAAGGAAGCCUUUGACACCAAAGCCCAAGCGGGUACAGAAGGCAAGCGACAGGUUGGUGAGCUCCCGAAAGAAGCUGCGGAAGGAGGACGGGGUCAGGGCCAACGAGGCCUUGCUGAAACAGCUGAAACAGGAGCUGUCCCUGCUGCCCUUGACGGAGCCUACCAUCACCGCCAACUUUAGCCUCUUUGCUCCCUUUGGCAGUGGCUGCCAAAUCAGUGGGCAGAGCCAGCUGAGAGGGGCCUUUGGAAGUGGGGCACUGCCCACUGGCCCUGACUACUACUCCCAGCUGCUUACCAAGAAUGACCUGAGUAACCCGCCGACACCACCCUCGUCGCUGCCCCCCACCCCGCCCCCGUCGGUGCAGCAGAAGAUGGUGAAUGGCGUGACUCCCUCCGAAGAUCUGGGGGAGCACCCCAAGGAUCCAGCCUCUGCCAGGGACACUGAAGGGCCAUUGAGGGGUGGUAAGCGAAGAGAUGCUUCAGAGGUGAAGAGUCUAGACCUGCUGGCUGCCUUGCCCACACCCCCUCACAAUCAGAUUGAGGAUGUCAGGAUGGAAAGUGAUGAGGAUAGUGACUCUCCUGACAGUAUUGUACCAGCUUCAUCCCCUGAGAGCAUCCUGGGAGAGGAGGCCCCUCGUUUCCCUCACCUGGGUUCAGGCAGGGGGGAACAGGGUGACCGGGCCCUCUCUCCUGUCAUCCCUAUCAUUCCUCGGGCCAGCAUCCCAGUUUUCCCAGAUACCAAACCAUAUGGGGGUCUGGACUUGGAAGUCCCUGGAAAGCUGCCUGCCACAGUUUGGGAGAAGGGCAAAGGGAGUGAGGUGUCAGUCAUGCUGACCGUUUCUGCUGCUGCAGCCAAGAACCUGAAUGGUGUGAUGGUGGCAGUGGCAGAACUGUUAAGCAUGAAGAUCCCCAACUCCUAUGAGGUGCUGUUCCCAGAAAGCCCUGCCCGUGCAGGCAUUGAGCCUAAGAAAGGGGAAGCUGAGGGCCCUGGUGGGAAAGAAAAGAAUCUAAGCAGCAAGAGCUCAGACUCUGGCCCUGAUUGGCUGAAACAGUUUGAUGCAGUGUUGCCUGGCUAUACCCUCAAGAGCCAGCUAGACAUCUUGAGCCUCUUGAAACAGGAGAGCCCUGCCCCAGAGCUGCCCACCCAGCACAGCUACACCUACAACGUCUCCAAUUUGGAUGUGCGACAGCUCUCGGCCCCACCUCCGGAGGAACCCUCCCCACCCCCAUCCCCCUUGGCACCCUCUCCUGCCAGCCCUCCUGCCGAUCCCCUAGGUGAACUCCCCGUUGAACCCUUAGCUGAGCCACCAGUACCCUCACCCCUGCCACUGGCCUCAUCCCCUGAGUCAGCUCGUCCCAAGCCCCGAGCCCGGGCCCCUGAAGAAAGUGAAGAUUCCCGGCCUCCUCACCUCAAGAAGUGGAAGGGAGUGCGCUGGAAGCGGCUGAGGCUGCUGCUGACCAUCCAGAAGGGCAGUGGGCACCAGGAGGAUGAGCGGGAAGUGGCAGAGUUUAUGGAGCAGCUUGGCACAGCCUUGCGACCUGACAAGGUGCCUCGAGAUAUGCGGCGCUGCUGCUUCUGUCAUGAGGAGGGGGAUGGGGCCACUGACGGCCCUGCCCGCCUGUUGAACCUGGACCUGGACCUGUGGGUGCACCUCAACUGUGCCCUGUGGUCCACGGAGGUGUAUGAGACCCAGGGCGGGGCACUGAUGAAUGUGGAGGUUGCCUUGCACCGAGGACUGUUAACCAAGUGCUCCCUGUGCCAGCGAACGGGUGCCACCAGCAGCUGCAAUCGUAUGCGUUGCCCCAAUGUCUACCAUUUUGCCUGUGCUAUCCGCGCCAAGUGUAUGUUCUUCAAGGACAAGACCAUGCUGUGUCCAAUGCAUAAGAUCAAGGGGCCCUGUGAGCAAGAACUGAGUUCAUUUGCUGUCUUCCGGCGGGUCUACAUUGAGAGGGAUGAAGUGAAACAGAUUGCCAGCAUCAUCCAGCGGGGAGAACGGCUGCACAUGUUCCGUGUGGGGGGCCUUGUGUUCCACGCCAUUGGACAGCUGCUCCCUCACCAGAUGGCUGACUUCCACAGUGCCACUGCCCUCUAUCCUGUGGGCUACGAGGCCACACGCAUCUACUGGAGCCUCCGUACCAACAACCGCCGAUGCUGCUACCGCUGCUCCAUUGGAGAGAACAAUGGGCGGCCAGAGUUUGUCAUCAAAGUCAUGGAGCAGGGCCUGGAGGACUUGGUUUUCACUGAUGCCUCUCCACAGGCUGUGUGGAAUCACAUCAUUGAGCCAGUGGCUGCCAUGAGAAAAGAGGCUGAUAUGCUGCGACUCUUCCCUGAGUACCUGAAGGGCGAGGAGCUCUUCGGGCUGACAGUGCAUGCUGUGCUUCGCAUAGCUGAAUCACUGCCUGGGGUGGAGAGCUGUCAAAACUAUUUAUUCCGCUAUGGGCGCCACCCCCUGAUGGAACUGCCACUCAUGAUCAACCCCACUGGCUGUGCCCGAUCAGAGCCCAAAAUUCUCACACACUACAAACGCGUUUUCACAUCCAUUAUCUCAUUUGAUCCUCACAACAACCUUAUGAGGCCCCAUACCCUGAACAGCACCAGCAUGUCUAAGGCAUAUCAGAGCACCUUCACAGGCGAAACCAACACCCCGUACAGCAAGCAGUUUGUGCACUCCAAGUCAUCUCAGUACCGGCGCCUGCGUACCGAGUGGAAGAACAACGUGUAUCUGGCUCGCUCCCGUAUCCAGGGCCUGGGGCUCUAUGCAGCCAAGGACCUAGAAAAGCACACAAUGGUCAUCGAGUACAUUGGCACCAUUAUUCGUAAUGAGGUGGCCAAUAGGCGGGAGAAAAUCUAUGAGGAGCAGAACCGAGGCAUUUACAUGUUCCGAAUAAACAAUGAACAUGUGAUUGAUGCUACAUUGACCGGAGGCCCUGCUAGGUACAUUAACCAUUCCUGUGCCCCUAACUGUGUGGCGGAAGUUGUGACAUUUGACAAGGAGGACAAAAUCAUCAUCAUCUCCAGCCGGCGAAUCCCCAAAGGAGAGGAGCUGACCUAUGACUAUCAGUUUGAUUUUGAGGAUGAUCAGCACAAGAUCCCCUGUCACUGUGGAGCCUGGAAUUGUCGGAAAUGGAUGAACUAAGAAGCUUUGAGGCUACCAGGCAGGGGAGUCCCCCCACCCCCGACCUCUUCCCUGAAAGGGAUGAGGGGGAAGAGAGGUAGCAGCCAGAGCCAGGACCCAGGGCUGGGGCUGCCGGCUGACCGGAGCCCCUGGAGCAAGAGGCUGGGCUAGAGGGCCCUAGGCCAAGCCCACCCUGGGCACCAGGGACAACCCUCUUCCCCGCCACCGGCCCUCAGGCUGGCAUCUCUGCCCCUAGCUCCAGGAGGGGCUAGAUAGAAGCAGCCAUUGGGCAUCUCAGGUUUGAGGGGGAUAUGGGCCGGGAACUACCCAGAAGGACCUGGGAGGCAGCAGGGAGGGAGGAGGAUGUGUGGCUGGGCCUCACAGCCCUGCUGCUUCCACCGACCUCUCUGGCCCAAUUCAAGGCUGCAAAGAGACUUGACUAAGCUUGACAAUCCCAAAGGCCGGGUCCCACACCUGGCCCUGCCUGCCGGGUCCUGCCCCCAUCCUCACCCCCAUCCCUUUCAAUCUGUCUCUGUCUCCCUCUUCUCCUCUGUGUUUCUUUCUCUCUAUGGGUUGUGUUUCCUUGUUUUCCACUCUGACAAAUGCAACAUGAACGGGAAAGAGGCAUCAAGCUGCCCAGGAGGGCAAGCUGGGCAAGCCGGGCAAGGAGACCCCGCACCCACACCUACCUCAUUUAAGUGUUGGAUUUUUUGCUGUUUUGAAAUGUGAGACCCUCUCCAAGCCCCCUACUGCCCCAACCCUCUCCCGCACCUCACUGCCCUCUUCUGAGUGGGUAGAGCGGGGUAGGAGGAGGAAGAAAAAACAACAACAAAAAAUCCAUCUUUGUUUUUAAUUAUGGGCAUGGGAUGGUGGUUGAAGCAAAUGGUGAUGAAGAUUGGGGAUGACUGGCCCCUGGUUUCUCUAGAACUUCCUUCUCCAUCUGGACAUGGGGGCAGGAGGUGUGUGCUAUACCUAGGACCAGGAUAUCUCCCUCCUGUUUUCCCAACCUCAUCAUGAGCCCAUUUGCCCUCCAGCCCCUGGAUGGGGUGGGUGGGGGGUGGGUGAGGGCUGUCCCUGAGUGGCAUGCCCAUACCCAGUGAGGCAGGGUGUGGCCCGGAGCUCCCACUUUCCCUCAGUCACCAAACUGCUGCUGGUCUGGUGGGAAGGGGUGGUGAUGUGGGGAUGGGGAGCUUAGUGUCAGCGCGGGGAGGGUGGGGGGUAUUUAUCUAUUUAUACAUGGGAUUGUACAUAGUCUUGUGGGGCAUGGGGGAGCCGGCUGGAGGUGAGAACCCUCCCCUCUCCCCCUACCCCCUGGGGAGAGCAAAUGUAAAACUACUAAUUUUUGUGCUUUAUAUAUUCUAUAUAAAUAUAUCUAUUUUCUUUUUACAAAACCAGUUUAUAAAUGGUAGGGGGGUGUGGGGUGGACACAUGGAACUCCCCUUGUGGGGGAGCCCCCUCCAUUACCCAACCUACCGCCCUUUUCCUCACCCCGCACUCCCCACCCCUAGCUAUGACUGCUGUAAGGUCGGGGUAUAGAGAGAGGCUGGGCAAUUCCCACCCUGUUGUAUAGUUGGACUAUGUUAUAACGCACAAAAGUGAGCUGGCCCCAGGGGGAGCCAGAGGGUGAUGGGUUUCCUGCCUUCUUUUCCUUCCCCUUUCUGCCCAAGCUUGUGCUGCAGUUGAACCUCUUCCUGGGGGUAGGAGUAGGUAGGGGGUGGGUGAGGUCCCAGACCCUUCUCUCUUCUCUGGUAGGGAGCCAUGGGGAUGAAGAUGAAGCUUAUAUGCAGUUCUCUCCUAGGGGCUGUGGGCAAAGGGCAUUUUGUAAUUAAUAUUUUCAAGAAUCAGAUGUCUGGAGUGUAGGGGUGGGCUUGGUGGUGGCGAAUGGGCAGGCCUGCUGAAGGGGGAGCACGGUCGCUGUUGUGAUUUUAGGUUUGUUUUUGUUUUGUUUUGAAUUUGGGGGAUUUUGGAUUGAUGGGGGUAGGGAGUUUUUUGUUUUUUGUUUUUUUUAAGCUGCUUCCUCAACUGUUCAAGCUGCAAAUGUUUAAGACAGUAACACCCCUACUCCUGCAGGAACCACUGUAAUUAGAUCAGACAGUAGGGAGACUGGGCUGCUGCCCCCAAAGCCACAGCCCUUGGAUGGUCCUUUUCCAAGAGCCAAAAGGUCUAGGCUACAGCGAGGGGAGAUUGGCUCCUGUGAGUCAGGCUCUGGUUGGGGCUUGGGCCCUGGGAUUGGGAAAGGAACGGGGCAGACUUUGUAAGCAUAUGCUAGAUAUCCGAUAGUCCUGUAGAAUUUAGUGAAGAAACCUUAUACAGUUUUUAAUUUUUAUAUAAACUAUAACUCAGAUCCAAGCUACAAGGUUGGAAUUUUGGUUGUUGGUUUUUUUUUUUUUUUUUAAGUACCCUGCCUGUAUAAUUGCAUCAGAACCCCGCCCCCCCCCGUGUUUGUAUUUUGGGUUGGUUUACACUUGCACAUAUUCAAUUUUCAGUUUUUCCCCUUUACAGUCUUCUACCCUCACCUCCAGGACCCUCCCCCUUUUUAAAAAAAUAAAUCGCUGACAAGUGUGAAUCCCGUGAAGACUUUAUUUUGUGUUGUGUGUAUCCUGUACAGCAAGGUUGGUCCUUCGUAACAACGGAUGAAAUGGUUCCCUUUUUUAAAACGCCCUCUCACCCCCCAACCCCCGUCCUUGGCAUGUUUUGUAUCAGCGAUCAUUCUGAACUGUACAUAAUUUAUGUUUCGAGAGGCAAAGGGCAAGUUUUGGAUUUUGCUUCUUCCAAGUUUGUUUUUAAACAACAAAUAAAAAAAAGAACAUUUUAAAUA
Heterocephalus glaber (naked mole-rat) is the source of this 19918-nucleotide messenger RNA. It is a transcript of the gene Kmt2d, whose product is annotated as lysine methyltransferase 2D. Gene Ontology annotation, molecular function: transcription coactivator activity; histone H3K4 methyltransferase activity; protein binding. Gene Ontology annotation, biological process: positive regulation of transcription by RNA polymerase II. NCBI's taxonomy places the organism in Eukaryota, Metazoa, Chordata, Mammalia, Rodentia, Bathyergidae. Gene Ontology annotation, cellular component: MLL3/4 complex; nucleus. The record is from RefSeq and is a predicted model, not a curated record.